Messenger RNA from Zea mays, 1210 nucleotides. RefSeq names its product xyloglucan endotransglucosylase/hydrolase protein 32. Gene Ontology annotation, cellular component: cell wall; apoplast. The record is from RefSeq and is marked validated. Gene Ontology annotation, biological process: cell wall biogenesis; xyloglucan metabolic process. Gene Ontology annotation, molecular function: xyloglucan:xyloglucosyl transferase activity; hydrolase activity, hydrolyzing O-glycosyl compounds. NCBI's taxonomy places the organism in Eukaryota, Viridiplantae, Streptophyta, Magnoliopsida, Poales, Poaceae.
AAUAUAUCAACACGGUCACCAAGUCCUCUCCGGAUGGCAAGGCCUUGUGACCUUCCGCCGGUGCGGCAAGCAGCGGCUCUUCUCCUGGCAUGCGCGCUUGCUCUGCUCGCGGUGCAGCUGCGGCCGUGCAGAGCCCAGCAGCAGCAGCAGCCUCCGUCGCCGGGAUACUACCCCAGCGGCAUGUUCAGGCCGCUGGGCUUCUCCGAGGCCUACCGCACCCUGUGGGGCGCGCAGCACCAGACGCUGUCGCCGGACGGCAAGUCCCUGACGCUCUGGAUGGACAGCAGCUCGGGCAGCGGGUUCAAGUCUGCGCGGGCGUACCGGAACGGCUACUUCGGCGCGUCCGUCAGGGUGCAGCCGGGGUACACCGCCGGCGUCAACACCGCCUUCUACCUGUCGAACAGCGAGGAGUACCCGGGGCACCACGACGAGAUCGACAUGGAGCUGCUGGGGACGGUGCCGGGGGAGCCGUACACGCUGCAGACCAACGUGUACGUGCGCGGCAGCGGCGACGGCACCAUCGUCGGCCGGGAGAUGCGGUUCCACCUCUGGUUCGACCCCACCGCCGACUUCCACCACUACGCCAUCAUCUGGAACCCCGACCAGAUCCUGUUCCUGGUGGACGACGUGCCCGUCAGGCGGUACGAGAGGAAGGCGGAGGCCACGUUCCCUGACCGGGAGAUGUGGGCGUACGGCUCCAUCUGGGACGCCUCCGACUGGGCCACCGACGGCGGCCGCUACCGCGCCGACUACCGGUACCAGCCGUUCGUGUCGCGGUUCGCCGGCCUCAGGGUCGGCGGGUGCGCCGCGGACGCGUCCGCGGACUGCCAGCCAGUGCCGGCGUCUCCGGCGGCGCCGGGGACGGCGGCGAUCAGCGCGCAGCAGGAGGCCGCCAUGCGGUGGGCGCAGCGGAACUCCAUGGUGUAUUACUACUGCCUCGACUCAACCAGGGACCGCGCGCUCUACCCCGAGUGCUGAGACGCUGCGCUGCGCUAUACCUACAGACUACAGUGGCGAGCUGAGGGUGUCAGAGCUAUAUGGAACCGCGAGCACCUCGCAUUCGCAACACAAACGUAUAUUUGAAUAUUACAACUUGGAAGAUGAAAGACGAUCCAAUCUGAUAUAGAAUUAUCAUUGUCAGGUUGUGUUCUGAAAACAAAAAUGAAAUUAUAAUUCCAUCGAGAGAAUAUCGAGGUACAGGGAGAACGGG